This is a messenger RNA of Periophthalmus magnuspinnatus, 2530 nucleotides long. RefSeq names its product structure specific recognition protein 1a (gene ssrp1a). The record is from RefSeq and is a predicted model, not a curated record. The coding region runs from base 100 to 2217 and encodes 705 amino acids. Gene Ontology annotation, cellular component: FACT complex; nucleus. Gene Ontology annotation, molecular function: DNA binding; histone binding; nucleosome binding. The transcript has 18 exons. NCBI's taxonomy places the organism in Eukaryota, Metazoa, Chordata, Actinopteri, Gobiiformes, Gobiidae.
GUUUGCUUCCGGUGACGUAACGCUAGCCCCAGAUGCUACACGCGGGAAUCGCCAGCAUCACAUCAACACAACUUCUUGUCUGUGAGUCUGCUGAAAAGGAUGGGAGACACACUGGAGUUUAAUGACAUUUUUCAUGAAGUCAGAGGCUCCUGGAGUGAUGGGCGUCUGCGAUUCAGCAAACAGAAUGUUGUAUAUAAAAGCAGCAAGACGGGUAAGGUGGACAGCAUUGUAGCUGCAGACCUAAACCAGGCCCAGUGGAGACGAGUGUGUUUGGGUCAUGGCAUCAAGCUUGGCACCAGCACUGGACACGUUUACAAAUAUGAUGGCUUCAAGGAUACAGACUUUGAAAAGAUCUCAGAGUUUUUCAAGGCGAACUACAAAGUGGAGCUCACGGAGAAGGAAAUGUGUGUGAAGGGAUGGAACUGGGGGACAGCAAAGUUUUCAGGACCGCUGUUAUCUUUUGAUAUUAAUGAUAACACGGCAUUCGAAAUUCCACUCUCCAAUGUUUCGCAAUGUGCCACUGGGAAAAAUGAAGUGACUCUUGAGUUUCACCAAACUGACGAGACAGAGGUUUCUUUGAUGGAGGUGCGGUUCUAUGUCCCCCCAAAUCAGUCAGAUGAGCGGCAAGACCCUGUGGAGGCUUUUGCCCAGAAUGUGUUGUCUAAGGCUGAUGUGAUCCAAGCCACUGGAGAUGCUGUGUGUAUAUUCAAAGAGCUACAAUGUCUUACACCCAGAGGAAGAUACGAUAUUCGCAUCUAUCCCACAUUUCUGCACUUGCACGGAAAGACCUUUGAUUACAAGAUUCCUUACACAACUGUCCUCAGGCUUUUUCUGCUGCCUCACAAAGACCAGAGGCAGAUGUUCUUUGUGAUUAGCUUGGAUCCCCCAAUUAAACAGGGUCAAACCCGGUAUCAUUUUCUUAUUUUGCUUUUUUCAAAAGAGGAAGACAUCAACCUGACACUUAACAUGAAUGAGGAAGAUGUUGAGCGUAAAUUUGAAGGGAAACUCAGUAAGAACAUGUCCGGUUCACUCUAUGAAAUGGUCAGCCGCGUGAUGAAGGCGCUGGUCAACAGGAAAAUCACAGUGCCAGGGAAUUUUCAGGGCCACUCUGGUGCUCAGUGCAUCACCUGCUCCUACAAAACCUCCUCUGGCCUGCUGUAUCCGUUAGAGCGUGGGUUCAUCUAUGUGCACAAGCCUCCCGUUCACCUGCGUUUUGAGGAAAUUUCAUGUGUCAACUUUGCUCGAGGCACCACCACGACGCGUUCCUUUGAUUUUGAGAUCGAGACCAAACAGGGAAACCAGUUCACCUUCAGCAGCAUUGAGAGAGAGGAGUAUGGCAAGUUGUUUGACUUUGUAAAUGCUAAGAAGCUUAACAUCAAGAACAGAGGAUUCAAAGAGGGCAUGAAGGGCAAAACAGACAACUACAGCGACUCUGAUGAAGACCAGCACGAUGCCUACCUGGAGAGGAUGAAGGCCGAGGGCAAGAUAAGAGAGGAGGGUAAUGACAGCGACGAUUCAGACGAAGAAAGUGAUGAGUCAUUUAACCCUGGAGAGGAAGAUGAUGACAUUGCAGAGGAAUACGACAGCAAGGCUUCUGCCAGUGAGAGCAGUGAUGAGGGCAGUGGAAGUGAGGAUGAGAGUGCGAAGAAGAAAAAGGAAAAAAAGAAAGAAAAAAAGGUGGUGAAGGAGAAGAAGGAGAGGAAGCCACGGAAAGAGAAGAAGCAGAAAGAUAAAGGUGGACCAAAGAGACCAAUGAGCGCCUACAUGUUGUGGCUCAACUCCAGCCGGGAGCGCAUCAAGUCUGAGAACCCAGGCAUCUCCAUAACAGAGAUCUCCAAGAAGGCUGGAGAGAUGUGGAGACAGCUGGGCAAAGAGGAGAAGGAGGAGUGGGAGACCAAAGCUGGAGAAGCAAAGAGACAGUAUGACAAAGCAAAGAAAGAGUACAAAGAAAGUGGUGGAGGAGAAAGUUCCACUCCAAAGAGAGAAAAGAAGAAGGCUGGGAAAAAAGAGGAGCGAAAGAGGAAGUCGGGCGGCGGAGAUAAAGAACGAGAGAGGGCAGGCAACGACAGUUUCAAGAGCAAAGAGUUCAUUGAGACCAGCGAAGAGAGUUCAUCAGAGUCCGACCACAAAAGCAAAUCCAAGAGGAAGAAGGAAUCCGAGGAUGAAGAGGAGGAAGCUGUGUCCACACCCCCAAGCUCUGACAACGAGUCGAACUAGAUAAACAACACACACAAAACCAAGGACCAAGCAUUUGUACACCAAUCAAUAGACUGAAAUGACAUCAGCUGACAACAGUUCUGGUGGAUUUGCAUUGUAACAUAUUACACAUUUAAAUUUGAGUGGAUUUGAGUGGACCUUCACCAUCAGUACUAAAGGCCAUUAUUUGUGGGGUUGCCAAUUUGUUGUCCCUGGAGUUGAUUGAUGUAGUUUGGUAGCACUGGUAGAACAGAGAGGAAAUGAGCAAAGACCGUUGUUUUUUUGUUUUUUUUUAGACAGUGAUUUAGUUCUGUAUUUUGUCAUGUUGUCUUGC